Molecule: messenger RNA, 690 nt
Organism: Haemonchus placei
Lineage: Eukaryota; Metazoa; Nematoda; Chromadorea; Rhabditida; Trichostrongylidae
Source: the annotation of a GenBank genome assembly
AUGCCGAAUGCCGUUAAUUCAAACCGGAAAGGUUGCAAUCCACCGGCAGCUGCCGCUCGGCGUCGAAGUGCUGCUGGAAAGCAGACCGGCUCUACUCAACAAAGUGCUACGUUCAUACCAAGUGAGAGUGCCAUUCCAAAGGUGGCUAGUUCACCUAGUUUGACAUGCGUCGGAACUACAUCACCUGCAAAGACUGCUUCUGCCCCUACACCUACUCAGGCGAACAAACUGGCUACACCAACGGCAGCGGCUGCUCCCAAACCACCACCCACUGCUCCUAAACCAGCACCCUCUGCUCAGACACCACCAGCCACUGCUCAAACACCACCUGCGGUCGUCUCAAAUCCAGCGGGUGCAGUUCAUGGCGCAAAAGCUUCAUCGAGCCCUCCCGGUGUUGUUGCCAUACCAGAUAUCGUUUGCUCACCUUCGACUACACCUGGAAGGCAAUCCCCUAAUGGGAGCGUGCCAGGUUCGCCUGUUAAACCUGCUAUCCGAUUGGAAAAAGAGACCCAAGAGCAAGUUCUAGCUGCCAUCGAAGACCAUGCAGGUGAUGAUGACAGCAGUGCACUGAUCUGUAUACAGCCUUCGCAAUCUGAAGUGAAUAUCGAUGAACAGAAAAAGCUACAGCAUUUGCCUGUGGUGAAAGCUUUCAACGAAGCUGAAAAGAAGAAAAUGUCUCAACGUCGAUGA